AUGGUGUCCUCCAGAUCUCGACUCUCAACACGACAGAUUCAACACGGCCAUGGUGCCUCAAGAGUUCCGUCGCCAGUUAUUUUAGGCAUUAUUUAUCCUCGAAUCGACAAGGGUACUUCAGAUCCUGGUAACCGACGCCCAUCGUUUCCUGGACAGAGUCGGACAAUUCAAGGUGCUAGACACUCUACAGGUCUCGUUCGACCACACCCUAACCGCAACAACCGCCAAGGGUCGUCUUACCCUCACCCCGAUGCUCUGGCAGGAUGGCCAGUUGUCAAGGAGGUGAAUUUGCAGGACUCUGUGGUUGUUCACCUUGCGGUCGAGAUCUCGUCAUGGACGCCAGUUCAUCUUCCUCAGCUGACUACUCUGAAUCUCAAUGGUGCUCCCGCUCGAUUGCUCCACCCAGACACACUCCAUAGCACCGUUAGCCUUGAGCUGUUGACCUUAGUCAUGGCCGACAACAAUUUGUAUAUGUGUGAGUACGAUUUUGACGAUAUCGAGGCUGGAAAUUACGGCGGCGAUGAGGAUGAGGACGAAGAGGACGAUGAUAACGAUCUCGACCCAUUUACCCUUUACCCAUCCAUCAACCAACUGCUUCCUUCUCCCAUGCUCCGACAAACACCCAGUCUCGCACAACUCUUUCUUAUCAUUAUCCUGUCUGAAGGCGACCACGAACGUACGGUCACAAUCGACGAGCUCCGGGAUCAUGACCGACCAGUACCAGAAGGAGAGUCGACCACAGGGUUCAUCAGCCUGCCCAAAAUGACCCACAUCAUGCUCGUCACUGGCUGGACAGUCGGACCCCAAUUCUGGCAAACGCUCUUCCGAAAAGUCAUGCCAUCCAUUGCCAUGAUCCGAGAGACCGAGACCAGCGGGUUUACAUUACCAGAUUGGGUCGAUGCGACAUUGGGUCUCGAAAAGUUGCGGUUUGCGGGGAUGAUGUUGACAGUGAAGUACAAGGAGCCUUUCGCGCUUGGUUUGACUGCGUUGGAUGAGUUUGUGGGGACUGGAGGCAUCCCACAAUUUUAUUUUGUGGACGCUGCUGAUAAGGAGUAUAGGGAGGAGGAGGAGGAGUUUGAAGAGUCCUUGACAGCAGCAACAGCAGAAGUGGACAUCAAGGUCUACAGCCAGGAUAACACACAGAACAGCAAUACCGCCUCUAUACAACAGGACAGCGAUGAAUCAGCGCAUGGGCAAAGCACCACUACUGCUCGUACUCAAGUCUGGCAACUCCAUGACUCUGCGAUAACAUCCUCGUCCUCAUCGUCAUUCAAACCCAUCGACUCUGGCUCAACAGGAAGUUCACAGUUCCUAAACCCACCUAGUCACUCUCACCACCAACACAGUACCAACAACAGCACCAGCGUAAACAGCAGCAAAAGUCCUCUUCCAACAUCCCCAUCCCAACGCAGCAUCGAAAAAGCCAUCGCCCAGAAAUUCGCCUCCCUCGGCAUGCCCCCACAACGCUCCCCACUCCGCACCCGUCUAGACCAAUUCCUCCUCAACGAAAGCCCCCGCAUCAUCUUUCUCUCCUUCUGGUCUCUCCUCCAAUUCCUCAUCUUUUACUUUUCCUUUGAGAUCUAUAACCGCUCCACCCAUUACUCGCAGGCACGGACCAAAUUGGGGGUUACGUUGGGUGUUGCGAAGGGGUCGGCGGCGGUGAUUAAUUUUGAUUGCGGAGUGAUUCUGCUCUCGAACGAGUAA
Linnemannia hyalina is the source of this 1704-nucleotide messenger RNA. The record is from the annotation of a GenBank genome assembly. Lineage: Eukaryota; Fungi; Mortierellomycota; Mortierellomycetes; Mortierellales; Mortierellaceae.